UAAAAACUAAGCAGUCUGCGUCUUAAAAUGUCAAAAGGCUUUGUCAAACGUCUAGGUGAGAGUUGGAAAGAGUUUAGUACUCCUCAAUCACUGAAGCCGGAAACAUCUCAAAAUACAACAUCAAUAUCUACAAUAUGGAUGAACAUACUACCUAUACUCUAAACGAAGACCUAAUGACGGAAAUCCGCGAGGCAUUCGCUCUUUGCGAUCCCGAAAAUUCUGGAUUGAUAGAUUCCGAUGAUCUUGUAUUUGUUCUGCAGGCUUUGGGCUACAAUUACACUGAAGCUGAGAUCUACUUAAUUAUUGAGGAGCUAGACGAAGACUACAUCGGUAAAAUAGACCUUCGCUCCUUCGUCCAUUUUAUGACCAAAAAGUACAAGGUAUACGAAAAAAAGGAAAAUUUGGUUACCGCCUUCAAGGUAAUCGAUCGCGAUGGCCUCAGUGCCAUAACUCCUAGUAAGCUGCGCGCUAUUUACGCCACCCUUGGAGAGAAAAUAAGCGACGAGGACUUGGAUGCUGUUUUCCACGAGGCUGACGUGGACGGAGAUGGUGUCAUAAAUCUUCGGGACUUUCUCUCAGCCUACAAUAGCUAAACAUAGCUUGCUCACUUUCAUAAUAAAACAUUAAAACAACUAAA
Drosophila kikkawai is the source of this 637-nucleotide messenger RNA. Its product is annotated as calmodulin. NCBI's taxonomy places the organism in Eukaryota, Metazoa, Arthropoda, Insecta, Diptera, Drosophilidae. Gene Ontology annotation, molecular function: calcium ion binding. The record is from RefSeq and is a predicted model, not a curated record.